AUGAAGAUGACACCCACUAAUGCUUUGGAUUUUUAUGCGAUGCAAGAGCGCGAUUGCGCGCGUGCUGCUCAUCGAGCGGGCGGCGACGAGCCGCCGCGGCGCCCAGGUGCCGUCCAUGGUCAUUCAACUACCACGGCCACCGACCUCGACUGGCAGUACGAGACGGCAAGCCCGAGGCCCGCGCCUGCCAGAGCUUCCCCGGCAAAGCGCUUGCCCAGUGCGGUCGCCCCUGGGCGGCGUGCGAUCGGUGUGACCCACGGCAUGAUGUACACCGCCUGGAGCUCCACCGUCCGCGACUACGACGAACUGGCAGGUUGUCCCCGCAUGGCCGGCCCUGGCGCUUCACGGCCGACGCAUGCUACCGUAUAUGACUUGAAGUCGGAGGACAACACGGAGACGCGGCGCGUGGCACGCCGCUACCACGGCGUGGGCGGCCCGCUCACCGUGCAGCGCUUCCCGGCACCGGCCGCGCUCCGCCGCACCUCCCUGCGCGCGGGGGCCCGCGAGCUCGGCCUGCCCUUCAGCGACACCUCAACGCGACCAGAAUCACCGGCUUCUCCGUCGCGCAGACCCACCUCG
Messenger RNA from Gryllus bimaculatus (two-spotted cricket), 579 nucleotides. Lineage: Eukaryota; Metazoa; Arthropoda; Insecta; Orthoptera; Gryllidae. The record is from the annotation of a GenBank genome assembly.